GAUGAUUUUUUACCAUAUUCACAUAUGGAUCGAGUAGAUUUAUUCUCCCCUGCUACCCUCCCAUAGUAACAGUCACAUGAUGAGACCACAGGUAGACCGUGUGACAUUCGGAAGUUCAUGCAUAAAGAAAAGCUACAAUGGCGAUAACUGGACAGCUGCCGGGUCGUUGAGAUUGAAAUGAUAUCUUACAGCCAUAUUCCAAUCGUUUCAAAGCCCGUCAAGACAGUUUACACAAAUGGAUGGAGAAAACAUAAUAAAGGAGAGCAAGGGCAUGGCAGUCAUUGAUGAAAGUAACGGCAUCAAUCUUACCAAACCUAUUUCUGACAAUUUAUGUGAUGAAAACAAUCUUGAAGAUAUAACAGAGGAGCUUCUUGGGGAAGGAAGACGUAGUCCAGAUGGUGUUAUUCCAACUCCAAUGAAAAAUGCCUCACUCUUUUCCAAGUACAUUGCAAUAUGGUGGAUGAAUAGUUUUCUAUCGCUUGGAGCCCAGAAGCCAUUGGAAGCAAGUGAUUUAUAUGGUUUAAUGCCUGAUGAUCAAACAUGUACUCUAUGUGAAGCUCUUCAAAGAGAGUGGGAUCUUGAAGUUAAAAACAGCAAGAAGACAAAMAAAAAGCCAAGUCUUUGUAGAGCCUUGGUUAGAGCCUUUGGCAAAGGCUACAUGCUUCUUGGACUGCUUGCUUUUGUUUCUGAUGGCAUAAGGAUUGCUCAAUCAAUGUUUCUUGGACAACUUGUUCAAUAUUUCACUGAGGGUUCUACCAUGCCUACAAGAGAUGCUUAUCUUUAUGCUAUUGCCAUUGGUUUGUGUGGUUUAUUAAAAACAUUAUUCAACGCUCCCUUCUCUUUCUUAAGAAAUACUUAUGGGAUGAGAGUAAGGGUUGCUUGUACCUCACUCAUAUAUGAUAAGACAUUGAAGCUCAGUAAUGCAGCGCUUGCAUCAACAACAACUGGUCACAUAGUUAACCUGGUUUCAGCAGAUACWCAAAAGUUUGACUGGGCUGCACCAUAUCUGCACUAUCUAGUUCUUGGUCCCCUUGAGGUGGUMAUAGUUCUURUCCUGUUAUGGUUCCAAAUUGGUGUGUCUGCAAUUGCUGGGAUCGGUUUGCUAAUAGCUAUGGCUCCAAUGGAGAUGAAAAUCGGUAAUCUACUGAUGUCACUAAGAACCAAGGCACUCCAUUGGGUGGAUGAAAGAGUCAAGAUAUUGAAUGAAGUUAUAGCUGGAAUGAAAGUCAUAAAAAUGUACACAUGGGAAGAAUCUUUCUCUGAGUGGAUAACCAGAAUAAGAAAUAAUGAACUACUGUGGUUCCUGAAGGUGAACUUGUGUCAAGGAGCAUUCUCUGCAUUCUUCUUUAGUUCUCUUCCACUCAUUUGCUUYUUUUCUUUCUUUACCUUUGUCAUGGUUGGGGAGGUUUUAACACCAUCCAUUGUCUUCACCUGUGUGUCUUUGUUCAGUGCUGUACGACUUGCAAUGGCACUCCAAUUCCCCAUUGCCAUCACCCUGAUAAAUGACUCCAAAGUGUCACUGAUACGAAUGGAGGAACUGUUGCUUCUUGAUGARAUGCACUCUGAAGGACUUCAUAUGUCACAGCUUAGACCAAAACCAGAAGACUGUGAGAUUAAUAUAACAAGCAUAAUAGCAUCCUGGAAUAAGAAACUGCCCACUCCUACCCUAGAKGGGAUAUCAUUCAAAGUGUCUGCUGGAGAAUUGUUAGGAGUAGUUGGACCAGUAGGAUCAGGAAAGUCAUCCCUACUGAUGGCCAUUCUUGGUGAGCUUCCAUURACAUCAGGUUCUAUCAAUAUCAAAGGCAAAGUUGCCUAUGCUUCUCAACAAGCUUGGAUCUUCAACAGCUCAGUACGUCAUAAUAUCAUAUUUGGUAAGGAUUACGAUGAGCAUCGAUACAAUCAAGUGAUAAAGGCUUGUGCUUUAGAKUUGGACCUUCAGCUUCUUAGUGAUGGAGACCAGACACUUGUUGGAGAACGUGGUGUCUCACUAAGUGGAGGACAGAAAGCAAGAUUAGGGCUGGCAAGGGCUGUGUAUUCAGAUGCAGAUGUAUUCAUUCUUGAUGACCCACUAAGUGCAGUAGAUGCCAACGUUGGACGACAUCUUUUUGACAAGUGCAUCAAUGGAUAUCUCGCUAAAAAAGCACGCAUUCUUGUAACACACCAACUUCAAUUUGUGAAGGAAGCGCAAACCAUACUUUUCUUAAAUAAAGGGAAAUGUGAGGCACAUGGUAGUUUUGAAGAACUCUCUCGCUCUGACCUGGAUUUCAUUUCACUCCUAAAAGAUGCAAAGAAAGAUGAGCAAGACCAUGAUGGCAGUCAAGCAGAUAGUUCAAAGUUUGCCAGGCAAAUCAGCAGACAAUCAGAGCUUAGUGUAUGCUUACGGAGUAAUAAACUUGUUGAAAGUAAUCUCUCCGUUAUGUCUGCAAUUACUUCUCCUUCAUCACUUCAUCAGGAAGAAAUAUUACCCGAAGAAACCAAGCAAGAGGGUGCUGUCAGUGCCAAGACGUACUUAGCGUACUUGCGGUCUUUUCAUAAUCUAGGCAUGGGUCUGUUUGUUUUGUUCCUUUUCGCGGUUUGCCAGGUUGUUGCCAUGUUGUGUGAUUUCUGGUUAGCAGAAUGGUCGACUAAAGAAGAAUUGUAUCAUCUGCAAUUACAGGCCUGGAAUAGUUCUUCAAACCAUUCAACCCCAACCCAACCUGACCGUGAUAUGUACCUAGGGAUYUACGCWGCWCUUGUMUUUGGUUUGCUGAUYCUGUGUUUGAUUUGUACUGAGUUAUAUUACGUCAUGGCAAUUGUAGCUUCAAGGAAUCUACAUGGCAGAAUGUUGGACAGUACAAUGAGAGCAACCAUGUAUUUCUUCGAUAAUAAUUCUAUAGGGCGAAUCUUGAACCGAUUUGCUAAAGAUAUGACUUUUGUAGACGAUAACAUAUCAUGGCUGCUUUGUGAUUCCUUACAGACAGGAUUUAUGUGUUUGGGUAUCAUGUUCCUUAUUGGUGUCACCAUCCCAGUCACUUUAGCCGUUGUGUUUCCUGUUCUUGGUAUUUUUGUGUACUAUAGAAAUUAUUUCAUGAAAUCUUCACGAGAAAUUAAGAGAAUCGAAGGAAUAAGUCGUAGUCCACUUUUUGGUCAUUUUUCCACCACUCUUCUUGGAUUGGAUACCAUUCGUUCUUUUGGUGCCCAGGAAACAUUCAAAGACCAGUUCAUGUCCUUUCAAGACUCUCACUCACGUGCAUGGUUUUCGUACAUCUCUGGUCAAGCCUGGUUGACAUUUCGAUUGCAAAUCCUCUGUGUGUGUUUCCUAACGUUUGUUGCUGUUAUUUCUCCAGUUAUCAGAGAUGUUCUAGGUUUGAGCGCAGGCAUUGUUGGUCUCAGUCUUACRUACUCCAUUAUGCUGACUUCAGCUUUUCAACCAUUCAUUGAAGAGAGCGCUGAAGUUGAAAACAUGAUGACGUCAGUAGAACGUAUUGAGGAGUAUUGUCACCUUGAGUCUGAAGGGSCGUCAGUAACUGACRUCAAACCAUCUAAGGACUGGCCAAGUCAAGGACGAAUUGAGUUCACUGAUAUGAGUUUUGCUUAUCACAAAACACUACCAACUGUGCUGCGUCAUAUUUCCUGUGUAAUAAAAUGCAAAGAAAAGAUCGGCGURGUUGGUAGGACKGGUGCCGGAAAAUCAUCGUUAUUGUCCACAUUGUUYCGCUUAGCUGAGCCCAAAGGUGUCAUUUCAAUAGAUGGCGUCGACAUACGGGAUAUUGGUUUGAAGGAUUUGAGAAGUAAACUCUCUAUAAUACCACAGGAACCUGUUCUGUUUAGUGGGACAAUGCGCAAAAACCUCGAUCCAUUUAACAAUUACGAUGACGUAGAAUUAUGGAGCGUUUUAGAAGAGGUUCAUCUCAAGAAAGCGGUGGAAGAACUGCCUCAAAAACUCGACGAAGAACUUGCCGAGUCUGGAUCAAAUUUUAGUGUUGGGCAGCGGCAAUUAGUCUGUUUAGCGCGCGCCAUUUUGAGACACUCGCGCAUUUUAGUCAUCGAUGAAGCAACUGCGAACGUGGAUCCCCAAACAGAUUCAUUUAUCCAACAAACAAUAAGAGAGAAAUUCAAAGAGUGCACUGUACUGACUAUCGCUCAUCGUCUUCAUACCAUAGUGGACUCGGACCGUGUUAUGGUUCUCGACGCAGGGCGUCUUAAAGAGUUCGAUGCGCCAUACAUCCUUCUACAAAACCAUAGCAGCAUAUUUAGCCAGUUAGUCGAGAACACAGGGCCAACAGAGGCCAAGCGUCUACAUGACUUAGCAAAGGAAGCGUACACUGACAAUACUAAGACCAUACACGAGGCAGAAGAUGAGGGUCAAAACUUUGAURUAACUCAAGAGAACGAUGAUGUAACAGUAGUCGUACCGAACGCCGAUAAUCCAGGAACAAAAUUAAUAUCAGCAUAAGAGGGUUUUUAUACAAGAAAUAUAUAUUCCACGUAGAUUGAGUUUAUUACUGAAAUAUGUUCGACUACCAGGUAGUCUACAUCUGUUGUGUUAGCUAUUGUCAUUAGAGCCCACCCCUAGAGAUAUAUAUAUUCGAAUUUUUACUCCAYUUUCUCUUUUAUUUCGUUUAUUUUUUGAUAAAAAAUACCCGCUAUUUAUGUUAGUUUUAAGUGUACUUUUUAUAUAUUUAUUAUAUAUAUUUGGGGCGUUUGAGGUGUCGGGCGUCAUAGGGUGCAAAUUCCUUCCUUCCUGGAAGAGGUCUUAUUCCAUGAUGCCUGAAACACUAACUCAAACCACACCCGCCUGUAUUGAUAUUAUCAAAGGAAAAAUUGUCACUUUUAAUGCCAAGAUGUUUUGUGUAGGAUAACUUAUUACCAUGGAUUGUAAAGAAUGGUCAUUAAAUUCAACUGGUUCAUUGUGACUGAA
Molecule: messenger RNA, 4900 nt
Organism: Exaiptasia diaphana
Lineage: Eukaryota; Metazoa; Cnidaria; Anthozoa; Actiniaria; Aiptasiidae
Product: multidrug resistance-associated protein 4
Exons: 30
Coding region: 236-4435 (1399 amino acids)
Biological process (GO): transmembrane transport
Cellular component (GO): membrane
Molecular function (GO): ABC-type transporter activity; ATP binding; ATP hydrolysis activity
Source: RefSeq, a predicted model, not a curated record